This is a messenger RNA of Priceomyces carsonii, 1011 nucleotides long. It is a transcript of the gene DFI1, whose product is annotated as Dfi1p. The record is from RefSeq and is a predicted model, not a curated record. NCBI's taxonomy places the organism in Eukaryota, Fungi, Ascomycota, Pichiomycetes, Serinales, Debaryomycetaceae. The transcript has a single exon. The coding region runs from base 1 to 1011 and encodes 336 amino acids.
AUGAAAGGUAUAGCUGGUUUCACAGCCUUGCGCUCAUUCGUUAUGGUGGCGACUAUCAUUCUAGGGUUGGUCUAUGCAUUUGGUUACCAAUCAUUUCAAGCAUAUAACGAUGAAAUACAAGAAAAGUAUGAUCAGCUUUUUCAAUAUCCACUUAAAUUAUGUGAUAUGAUGGCUCCCCAUCUAUUGAAAAGAGCGGAUGAAGAUGACAACGGUUUUGGAGAUACGUCUUCAGACGAUUUCUUCAGUGCUGGUCCCACAUCAUCAACUGCCGCUUCGUCAUCUCAAUCUUUUGGGUUCUCCUCGGAUCCAACUACAUCUACUCAAUUUCUGUCUACUGCUGAGCCAUCCAGCACCUCGUCGUUUGCAGAAAGCACGUCGGAUCCUACCACGCUGUUUUCAUCAAGAACUUCAAGUUCGCACACUAGUACUUCGACAGACCUGCCAUCUUCGACCGACGGGGGUGAUGACACGACUCUGAGUGAUACUAGCUCCUCUGAUGCCAAUACUGAAAACACUGACAAUACCAGCAGCAGUGACGAUAGUGGCAACCUGUCGGCAACUACGACUGAUGCUGGUGACUCUACAUCAUCGCUGGAGAGUUCUCAAAGUUCUGAUUCAGAUUCAUCUACAAGUUCUGACACUACUACUGGAUCAACCACAGUAAAUCGGAUGACCACCACUUCCAAUGGAGAGACAGUUGUAGUUACACGUACUUCCGUCGUUUCGUCACAGGCCAGUGAAACAUCGAACUCGAACAACAAUAAAAACAACAGCAGUGGAGGUUUGUCACACACCAAUAGGAUAGUUGUUGGUGUCGUCGUUGGCGUUGGAGGUGCUAUCCUACUUGGAAUUAUAGCAUUCUUAUUUGUCUUGAAAAAGAGAUCUAAUAAGGGUUACAAUUCAGGUGGGUGGACCUUUUGGAGGAAGGACGAGAAGAAUGGCAAUAACGAUUUCUUAGACGACGAGCUUGGAGUUAGAGAUAGAAACAUAAACCAGGGUUCGAACUUCUAG